AGUUGUUGUUACCGUUGGCCGUAGCACCAUAGCACAGAACAAGAUCAUGGAUCAUAUUCUUAUUAUCAAUGUUUAUAUAAUUUUCAAUUUUCAUAAUCAUCCCUAAAAUGUACGUAAUGUGCAUAGCAAACAUUGCUUAGUUUUCUGGAACUUAUGGACGACAAUAUUAAUGUAUUAUUACUUGACGUAAUAUUAUAGCGUUUCCGUUAUCAUUGUAAUCUCUCAACUUUAUUUCACAAUCGGGUAACAAGUUACAAUGUCCGAGUACAACAAAGUCCGGGUGUCCAAGUUGGUAUUAAAAAACGAAAAAGUCAAGAAGAAGAAGAAAAAAAACAAAUCUAAGAAUAAAGAUGAAAAAAUUAAUGUUGAAGAAAUUCAAGAAAAAAUUAACCAUGGAAACUGGGCAGAGGCUAAAUUAGUUAGCGAAAUUUCAGGACCAGUAGCUCUUGAAUUUGGUUCUCAGACCUAUGUUACCGCAAUGGACAAUGGGCUGUUUACACUAGGUCCUCCUCAUGAUGAAGGUGACGGUCCUUUACCUGAAGAAAUCUUAACAGCUAUUAUUGUCAAUGAAACAAGAAUUGCUUUAAAGUCUGGAUAUGGGAAGUAUUUAGGUGUUGAUAAAGAUGGAACAAUAGUUGGAAGAUCUGAUGCCAUUGGACCACUAGAACAAUUUGAACCAAUUUUUCAAGAUAACAAAUUAGCAAUUCUAUCUUCAACUGGAUGUUUUAUAAGUAUACGAGAUGAAGAUGACUCUUUGGUUGCAAAAAAUAGAACUGUUGGUCCAAAUGAAUUAGUUAAAGUCAGACUUCAUGCUAUUGAAAAUACAGAAGAAGCGAUUGAUAAAUUGGACGAAAAGAAAGGGAAUAUUAAGGAUAUAGAAAAAAAUUAUGUAAAAAUGUUCCAAAAAUUUCAAGAUAAGAAGAUGCGUAUGAUCGAAGGAAAAAGAAGUGAAUUAAAAAAAGCUCAACAAGAAGGAAAAUUACACGAAUCAUUAUUAGACAGAAGAGCAAAAACAAAAGCAGACAGAUAUUGUAAAUAGUACCUAUACAUUUUUUUAAUUAUAUUAUUUAAAUGUAGCAAUAGGUAUAAAAUUAAGUGUAAUUUUUUAUAAUUAAAUACAAUAUUUUACAUUAAA
Molecule: messenger RNA, 1135 nt
Organism: Acyrthosiphon pisum (pea aphid)
Lineage: Eukaryota; Metazoa; Arthropoda; Insecta; Hemiptera; Aphididae
Gene: FRG1
Product: FSHD region gene 1
Cellular component (GO): catalytic step 2 spliceosome; striated muscle dense body; nucleolus
Molecular function (GO): actin filament binding
Source: RefSeq, marked provisional